CCACUGCCCGCGCUUUUUUUUUUUUCACGAAUCCAAAAGCAAAUGCAAGUUACGAAAAGUCGCCAAGAGCCAAAAGCGCAGUAAUGGCUCAGGCCGCGAGGCUCAGCCUGCGAAUGCAAAAGGAGCUCAAGCUCCUCCUCUCCGACCCCCCUCCCGGCGCGUCGUUCCCGCUUCUCUCCGCCGACUCUGACCUCUUCUCCCUGUCCUCCAUCGAUGCCCAGAUUGAAGGUCCCGAAGAGACUGUAUACGCCAAAGGGAUCUUUCAUAUUAAAAUUCAAAUACCCGAAAGGUACCCAUUUCAGCCUCCAAGUGUUACAUUUGCCACACCCAUCUACCACCCUAACAUCGACAAUGGAGGCCGAAUUUGCCUUGACAUUCUUAAUCUUCCCCCAAAGGGGGCGUGGCAACCAUCGUUAAACAUUUCAACUGUGCUUACAAGCAUAGGGUUGUUACUGAGUGAACCCAAUCCUGAUGAUGGCCUAAUGUGUGAAGCGAGUAGAGAGUACAAAUAUAACAGACAAGCUUUUGACCAAAAAGCUCGAUCAAUGACUGAGAAAUAUGCCAAGGCUGGCGCUGGUGGGAAUGCCUGUAGCAGUCAAAGCAAUCAAAUUCACUCAAAAACAACCACGAUGGAAGUUAACACAGCUGGCAGAGAGUCAAGGCAUGUAGUUGAUAAGAAUGUUGUAAGUCAUAAGAAAUGUGGAACUAGGUGGAAGUUGUCGCUGGAUUCCUCAGGCUUGACCCACAAAAGGGAUGGUGUUGGGGAAGUGAAUGAAGUGCCUAAUGACCACAUCUUACUUUCUAAUUGCAAGAAACAGAUGGAAAUUGAAGGAGCCAGAAAAGAAUCAAAAGGCAUGAAUGAUGAUUACAUUUGGAGUCAGGAUAAGCUAUGCGGAUCCAGGCGGAAAUUAUCACUAGAAACCUUUGAUCAAUUCGAGAAGGGAAAUGGCAAUGACAAGGCGAAUCUGGUUCCAAAUUGCGAUCUGUCAUCUAAAGCUCAGGAGUCUUCAAUGACUUCUUCAAGGUCAUCACUGCUGAAGGCUGGCAACCAUCACUAUGGAAAUCAAGAACAAGAUAGUAAAUCAAUAAAUGACAGCACAAAUAUGAUAUCAAACAAGCCGACUGUUGGCAAGAAGAAGCCGCUGGGAUCUUCAGAUGCAUGCCAGAUAAGUGAUGGCUGCAACGAGGAAAUGAUUGUGGACCCCUGUAAGUCCGAUUCCAAUGCAUCUCAUCAAGCCUCGCCAAUUCUUCCGGCGGUUAACAAUAUUGAACAGCCUCGUAAGGAUUUUAUGGAUAAAAUGGAAAAUGGCUACGGUGAUUUAAAUUGUAAGAGGUUCUGUACUGUUGGCAAGAAGCUUGCAUUGGGCUUCAGAGACUCCUCACAGGCACAGAAAAAGGAUGACAAGGAAAAUGUGGUUCCAGUUCACAAGACAACUCUUCCGCACCCGAAAAUCCCUUCUAUAGGUUCAUCUAUGUCGAAGGUGGGAGAGUGUUAUGAAAGGGAAUCAGAGAUUAGUGGUUUAGAUGUGAAUCGCCAGAAGUGCAGGAUUGGUCGAAAGCUGUCACUGGGUCGUCCGGCUCAAUUGCAACGGACCAAUGAUCACAAACAGCUGCUGUCACACUCUCAGAAACUCUCUGAAGAUCCAUCCAAAGCCCUGCAUAUAGAACAAGAUGGCAGGUGUGAUGACAAGCGGAAGUCGAAUUAUGAUGACAAGAUUAAGAUUGAUGAGAGAAUCAAGAGACAGAAAACAAAUGAAUCACCCAUAUCUGAAUCAGUAAUUGUCCUAGACAGUGAGGAUAGUGAGGAUGAAGAGAAUGUGUGUUUGAGGUCUAAAUCAUUGCUAGCACGAAAGCGCAUUGGGAAGUGGAGAGUUAAAGCUUGAAAGUUCUCACAGAAUCCAACUGAGCUGUUCUGUGUAAACUUUUUAUUAACCAACUCUAUACCCUUAAUUCUGUCUGGUAUGGUGCUUGAUAAACUAUGUAACUUCUGUUCUUUUCAAUUCUACAUCUUGUAGCAUUAAAGAGGUGAGAGCGUGUUCAAAU
Corylus avellana is the source of this 2043-nucleotide messenger RNA. RefSeq lists its product as uncharacterized. NCBI's taxonomy places the organism in Eukaryota, Viridiplantae, Streptophyta, Magnoliopsida, Fagales, Betulaceae. The record is from RefSeq and is a predicted model, not a curated record.